This is a messenger RNA of Glossina fuscipes, 2663 nucleotides long. RefSeq names its product zwei Ig domain protein zig-8-like. Gene Ontology annotation, cellular component: neuron projection membrane. NCBI's taxonomy places the organism in Eukaryota, Metazoa, Arthropoda, Insecta, Diptera, Glossinidae. The coding region runs from base 948 to 2429 and encodes 493 amino acids. The transcript has 9 exons. Gene Ontology annotation, biological process: synapse organization. The record is from RefSeq and is a predicted model, not a curated record.
UACGAACUAAGUGAAGAAUUUCUUUAACUUUUCAAAUUUUAAAACAUCCGGUAACCGUUUUAACGUCUCUUUCGUAUUUCAAAAUAAAUGUGCAUCGAAAGAUUUUUACUUACCAUGCAAGAGCAUUAAACUUACAGUGAGCUUAUGAAGGCAGGUGCGUGAAUCAGUGAAGCGUUAAGCUAUGAAACAGUUGGAAAGUAGUUUGCGAGAUUUCGUGCAAGAAAUUUCAUCCUUGAAAAUAAUGAAAAUUGACAUACGCCCGUCCGUUCGAUUCCAGCAAAAGUAGUCAACGAAGUGACCUUCAACCUAGAUGGGGAAUAUCGCCUGAUUGCGACGCAUUUCUUUUUGAUAAAAAACGUGGUUCGUGCGAGGAAUGAAACACGAAAGGCAGUAAUUAUUUUCAUUCGGGUUUGCAGUGUAAGUCGGCUACAGAACGUAACAACAAUUUAAUAUAUUACUUUAUUAAAACUCCUCCAGACUUAAUAUCUGAUUUUUUUUUCUAAAAUAGACUUGACGGCCUAUCUAGCUAGGGCUUAAUUAUUUGUCUUUUAGUGUAAGAAUGUAUUUCAUUAGUCUAAAAUAAUAAUAAUAAAAUAUAUGUAUGCAUUUGGGUAUAUUACAAAAUGUAUGACAUAAGUAACAUAUUUCGAGGCCCUGGUAGAGAAUGAAUGCAAAAGAACAAAUAAAUGAAUAAAAAGAAAAUUAUGGAAAAAAUUAUUAAAAACUAAUGACAAUAAAAUGAAAGCAAAUAUAAUCUAAAUAUGUGCACACAGGCGCAUUGCAUUAUUCAAUUAAAAUUAAACGCACGCAAAAUAAGCAAAUAUGUUAGAACAAAAUGAUAAUGUUUUAAAUGCAACUAAGCAAGCGACUAGAAUUGAUCUUUCAACUGCGCAGGGCAGGGCGAUGCGAAAUGAAAAAAUAAAAGAUUUAUAGGCUUUGAUUUUGAUAUGAUAUCUUUAAUCAAACAUCAUCUGACGGUAAUGUGGUCGUUAUUGAUAUUUUCCGUAGUAAUGCUAAUGCAUAAUACGUUUAUCGCGCCCUUGCCGCUGCUGAAGCCGUCCUCAUCAUAUGCUUCAGCGGCAGCUUUAGAAAUAAUCUCAACAAGACCAACUACUCUCUUUAUUACAUCGUCGUUGUCUGCCUCAACGACGCCGUCAACCAUAUCGCUAACGAAAUUUUUUAUUAAUGCGAAUCUUAGCAAAUAUUUGCAACAAUUAAAUCAUCACCAAUAUCAACAGCAGCAAUAUCCGGCGGAGUACUUUUCACCAUCGAAUAAUUUGUUUAGAAAGGCAUCUUUCACCUCAAGCACCGUCACAUUGCCACAGCAAGAACGGCAAAACCAAUACACAAUUGAGGACACCUCCCCAAGAAGUGCUCAAUCGUUGACACAUAACCACUUGCUGUUCCUUAACAUGAUGAAUAAUAAAAAAGAUGAGAACAACAAAGAAAACGACCAUAUCGUAGACGUGAAUUUUAAUCGUUUAAACGGUCAGCAACAGAGGAAGCAACCGCAUUAUCAACGUCGGCAUAAACAAAUAUUAACAACCGGAUUAAAAGGGGAGCAUGACGGACUUAAUAAGGAUUUCUUAAAGCUACCAUCACGACCGCCAUAUUUUGACUUUGGCAUGCCUCGCAACAUAACGGCACGUUCGGGUCAAACGGCAGCCAUUACUUGUCGCGUAGAAAAUUUAGGUGAUAAGUCGGUCUCCUGGAUACGUAAACGAGAUUUGCAUAUUUUAACGGCGGGCAUUUUAACCUAUACCUCAGACGAACGUUUCAAGGUUGUCAGAACGGGUGGUUCGAAAAACUGGUCAUUACACAUAAGAUAUGCCCAACCACGAGACAGCGGCAUUUAUGAAUGUCAAGUGAAUACUGAGCCAAAGAUAUCAAUGGCAUUUCGAUUGAAUGUUGUCGUAACACCGCCGGAUGCAAAAGCCUUCAUUUCCGGUCCGAUGGAUUUGUACGUUAAGGUUGGCAGUGCCAUAACAUUGACUUGUCAUGUUAAGCAGCCCUCUUCAAUGCAUGACAUUGGACCAAUACACUGGUAUCGUGGACCUUAUAUACUAACACCGUUUGCAGUGCAUCCCAAUGAUGCAGCCAUCGAUAUGCAACGCAUUUCAAUGGAAUCAAAGUUGGGCGAUAAAUUGCAAAGCAGGCUCCGCAUAUCGAACGUUCAGUUGGCCGAUACAGGGAAUUACACUUGCAUGCCUACUACAGCUGAGCUAGCCAGUGUUACAGUCAACGUGAUUAACGACGAAAAUCCGGCGGCUAUGCAAAAGAGUACAGCGGCAUCCUAUCUUACUUUAUCACAACAACGACUACAACAGCGGUCAGCCAAAAUAGUUAUAAUCACAUUAACGUUUACGUGUAUUCAUUGCAAUUUAUGGUGGUGGCCUACGAAUUUUUAUCGAAAAUUUUUAUUAUCAUGAUGAUGAUGAUGUUUAUUACUACAGAAGAUUAACGCAUGCCAGAAUCCAGUUAUAUUUUAAUAAAUUAAAUUUAUUAAAAUCUAUAUAGAAAUUGCAAAACACAUGCACACUCAGGUCAGGCAAAGCGAAUUGCAUGAACGCCCUAAACUUUCCACAAAAUUCUCAUUUGAAAUAUUCAUAAAAAUGUUUUAGUGUUGUUUGUGAGGCUGAGUGUGUGUGUGUUUAUGUAUAUGU